GGGUUGUGGGUGCAUCAUGGUUACAAGGUUACACUUGAUUGUGCUUACUAUUUCACAACCACCCAGGUGGAUCAAUUUUGGCACCGUUUGCCGCUCCUUUGUAUUUUGCACUGAGAGACUUUAAGGAAGUUAUGCCAACUGAGCAGCCUUGUGAUUUAGCAUACGAAUUUGGGGAUGGGCUUUUCGAUGUGAAAGAAUUCCCACAAGGCUUUCCAAAAACUGGUCAGCACCAUUUGUUUCUUUCAUACAAUGUGUUUAUGAAGUGGGAAUUCUGUUACCCCCGCCUCUGAAGUGGUAUCAAUGGCUAUCACAAUGAAACUUUGGUGUUUUGGUGGGGAAUCCCUUCCUUUUCAGUUACUGCUGACUAUACAUGCUUCACCACGUAAUUUCUUUCUCUUGGAACGAAUAAUAAAAUAAAGAGUAGUACUCUUUAAACUGAAAAACUGUGAUCUGAUAGUGAUUUGUAGAAUCUUCUGCUGGGGGCUAAUUCCUCUUUAUGUUGUGAAGAAACUUGGCUAUGUUAAAAUCAAGCAAGGAUACAAGAUAUGCCAUUGACUCGGUUGUGACACAUGAAUGAAAAAUAUGGUCAUGAUGCUUAUCGAAAGUUGGAUGUGAUUGGUAUAGAUGAGUUCUGCUGCAAGGCUGCUGAUGAAGAUGGUAAAAUUGUGAUUGUUGCUGGCCUGGAUGGUGAUUACUUGAGGAAAAGCUUUGGUUCUGUGCUUCACAUAAUACCGCUUGCUGAUACUGAAUUAUGCUGCAAGCGUGCUUUCUUCACUCUCAGGAAGACACAAGAGACACAAACUGAACUGAUUGCUGGUUCUGAUGUCUACAUGCCAGUGUGCCGAUAUCACUAUAUUAACAGUGAAGUUGUCACUGAAACUUCAAAGAAUGUGUUGGAAUCUGUCAAACGCAACAAUGAUUCACUUCUUGAUGUAGCCACAAGGUUUUAGUGUGGAGAUACUUAAAACUUUCCCUAAAAUGAUUUUUGGAGCAUAUUGUCUACUGCUAUUGGUUAAUUCAACAAGUUAUCUUGGAAUUUUGGUUGUC
Messenger RNA from Arachis duranensis, 1047 nucleotides. RefSeq names its product thymidine kinase a-like. NCBI's taxonomy places the organism in Eukaryota, Viridiplantae, Streptophyta, Magnoliopsida, Fabales, Fabaceae. Gene Ontology annotation, biological process: thymidine metabolic process. The record is from RefSeq and is a predicted model, not a curated record. Gene Ontology annotation, molecular function: thymidine kinase activity; ATP binding. The transcript has 3 exons. Bases 570 to 950 code for a protein of 126 amino acids.